AUGAUGCGCCGCGAAUUCUCCUCGCAGCAUCCUGCGUCUUCCUCCACGCCCACUUCUACAUCAUCAUCCUCCUCUACAUCAUCAACCACCACAACAACCACCACUUCCGCCACGUCGACUUCGUCCGGCUCCUCCACAUCCCCCAUCCACCUGCGCCGCCAGCGCCGCCGCGCCGCUACAUCCUGUCGCCACAUCUCCUCGGCCUCGUCCCGGCACCUUUCUGGCUCUGUCUCGGCCGCCGCCGCCGCCAAGUCGGCGAGUACCCUCCUCGUCCGAAACCCUGCCCUCGCACACAAGCUCCGCCAAAUGGCCCUACCGCUGAGCCCCCUCGUCCAGCUCACCACCGGCGCCGUGCACCCCGACUUCCCCAGCAACGUCCUCCAGUUCUGGCUACUCACCGACGCGCAGCUCGAGGCCCUCGCUGCCUUUUACCAUCAGACCGUGCCGGCCGGCGCGCGCGCGCCCUCGCCCUGGGCCGCACAGUACCCGUGCCCCGUACGCUGGCGUUCCGACGCCUCACUCGAGAGCAAGCGGCGCCGCAUGGGCCGAUUUAUUGGACUUCGCGGAUGCGAGACGCCCGUCGAAAUGGUAGCCCCCGCGGUCGGUGUGCCGAAAGUCGUCAAGAGCGAGGAGGAGAUUGCGCUCGAGGCGAGGAUGGCGAGGAUGGCGGCAGACGAGGAGGCCCUGAGGAGAAAGACGAUGCCAGGUCCUUGGGGUCAAUGA
Beauveria bassiana ARSEF 2860 is the source of this 723-nucleotide messenger RNA. Its product is annotated as beta-xylosidase. NCBI's taxonomy places the organism in Eukaryota, Fungi, Ascomycota, Sordariomycetes, Hypocreales, Cordycipitaceae. The record is from RefSeq and is a predicted model, not a curated record. The coding region runs from base 1 to 723 and encodes 240 amino acids. The transcript has a single exon.